Molecule: messenger RNA, 1023 nt
Organism: Cricetulus griseus (Chinese hamster)
Lineage: Eukaryota; Metazoa; Chordata; Mammalia; Rodentia; Cricetidae
Source: RefSeq, a predicted model, not a curated record
AUGGGAGUGUGUGAGCAGCCAGAAUGUUCUUCUGUAAGGAUAGCUUUCCCUGAGAGUCCCUAUUCCCUUCAAGAAAGCCAGCUCUCCCACACUUGUGUCAAGGUGUCCUAUGGCUACCAGUCACUGCUUAUCUCAGCAUGCUUUCUGGGUUCUGGGUUCUGGGUUCUGGGUUCUUCUACCCUUGCCCAUACUUACUUCACUAAAUUUUUUCCUAAAAAUCCAAGAACGGGGGGGGGGAAGGUGUGGCCCCCCGCUCCCGCCGUCGUGAAGAAACAGGAGGCCAAGAAAGUGGUGAACCCUUUGUUUGAGAAGAGACCUAAGAACUUCGGCAUUGGGCAGGACAUCCAGCCCAAUCGAGACCUCACACUCGUCAAAUGGCCCUGAUACAUUCGGUUGCAGUGGCAAAGGGCCAUCCUCUAUAAGUGGCUUAAAGUUCCUCCUGCCAUUAACCAGUUCACCCAGGCCCUGGACAGGCAAACAGCUACCCAGCUGCUCAAGCUUGCCCACAAGUACAGGCCACAGACAAAGCAGGAGAAGAAGCAAAGACUGUUGGCCCGUGCUGAGAAGAAGGCUGCUGGCAAAGGGGAUGUCCCAACUAAGAGGCCACCUGUUCUUCGAGCAGGAGUCAACACAGUCACCACCUUGGUGGAGAACAAGAAGGCUCAGCUGGUGGUAAUCGCCCACGAUGUAGACCCCAUUGAGCUGGUGGUCUUCCUGCCUGCCCUGUGUCGGAAGAUGGGGGUCCCCUACUGCAUCAUCAAGGGAAAAGCCAGGCUGGGACGACUUGUCCACAGGAAAACAUGUGCCACCAUUGCCUUUACACAGGUUAACUCGGAAGACAAGGGUGCUUUGGCUAAGCUGGUGGAAGCUAUUAGGACCAAUUACGACGACAGAUAUGAUGAGAUCUGACACCACUGAGGAGGCAAUGUCCUGGGUCCUAAAUCUGUGGCUCGAAUUGCCAAGCUGGAAAAGGCAAAAGCUAAAGAACUCGCUACUAAACUGGGUUAAAUGUACACUCACCGC